Molecule: messenger RNA, 1965 nt
Organism: Arvicanthis niloticus (Nile rat)
Lineage: Eukaryota; Metazoa; Chordata; Mammalia; Rodentia; Muridae
Gene: Bid
Product: BH3 interacting domain death agonist
Biological process (GO): positive regulation of release of cytochrome c from mitochondria; positive regulation of intrinsic apoptotic signaling pathway; apoptotic mitochondrial changes
Cellular component (GO): cytosol; cytoplasm; mitochondrion
Source: RefSeq, a predicted model, not a curated record
AGAGGGGCGGGGCUAUCUGGCGAGCACGAGGAAAGGAAGGUGGAGUAGAGCGCGGGUCCUAGUGUCGGUCGGGAAGCUCUUGCCUCCUCUUGUCCGCCGGCCGGUACCGGCGCAGCGGCGUCCGCGUGGUGGUUCCCUGGACUCUGAGCCAGCGGUGGUUGGAGCUACACAGCUUGUGUCAUGGACUCUGAGGUCAGCAACGGCUCAGGCCUGGAGGCUGAGCACAUCACAAACCUGCUGGUGUUCGGCUUUCUCCAAAGCUCUGACUGUAAUUUCCACCAAGAGCUGGAGGUACUGGGUCAGGAACUGCCUGUGCAGGUUUACCCGGAUGCAGACCUCGAAGAUGAGCUGCAGACAGAUGGCAGCCGGGCUAGCCGCUCCUUCUACCAUGGAAGACUAGAGCCAGAUUCUGAAAGUCAGGAAGAAAUCAUCCAGAACAUUGCCAGACAUCUCGCCCAAGUAGGCGAUGAGAUGGACCGGAGCAUCCAGCCCACGCUGGUGAGGCAGCUGGCCACACAGUUCGUGAAUGGCAGCCUGUCAGAGGAAGACAGAAGGAACUGCCUGGCCAAAGCCCUCGAUGAGAUGAAGACAGCCUUCCCUAGAGACAUGGAGAACGACAAGGCCAUGCUGAUAAUGACCAUGCUGUUGGCCAAAAAAGUGGCCAGUCAUACACCGUCUUUGCUCCGUGAUAUCUUCCGCACGACUGUGAACUUUAUUAACCAGAACCUAUUCUCCUAUGUGAGGAGCUUGGUUAGAAAUGAGAUGGACUGAGGGUGCCUGCAGAAGCUGGACCCCAAUAUGGCAAGAAUAGUGAAGCUGCCUCCAAAGGAACUGUGACCAUGUAAACAGACAUUGGAGUGAAGACGGGUCCCAGAGAACUGCCGCCUCCCUGGUUCCAGGAGGCAGGAAUCCCAAGCCGGUGAUUCUCUCUAGCAUUUAUACAUCCAGCUUGAGUGUAUCCAAAGAGUUCACGCCAGUUCCCGUAUCCACACCACGCACCUUUGUCUUAUCAGCUGUAUGGGUUCCCACUUGGAAAUUAAAUUUAAAAGUGGGCUGCAAGGCAGAAAAGCAUAUUCGUCAUGUGACGGGACUGUUUGUGAGAGGCCAGCUCUGGGACUCAGUCUUCACCGUGUAGGUAAGCUUCUGUUUAAAGAGAACAGCACCAGGAGAGGUGCAUCGGCCCAGGAGUGUGCCGUCCACCCAGCCCAGUGGACACCCCAGUGCUCACAAGGCCACCCCCUGGCUUUGUGAAAGCUGAAUGACUACUCUCAAACCAUGGGAAGCCCAACUACCCACCCCACCCCCACCCAGGAGUUCAGCUGUUCCAGGAAUCAACUUGUUUUCUCAAGAUUUCUAUUCCAGUGGACAAACUGAAUCGUGCAUCCGACUUGUCUGUGUGAUGUCAGUUGUUACGGUCAAGCUCUUGCAAGGGAAUGCAAAGAGUAACUCACAUCAAGUGUCAAAGCAGAACGGACAGAAGAGAUCUGAAACAGCCAGUAAUCCAAACAGCAGCAGCUCCCUCACAGUUCACAAAGGGUGACUUCGAGUCUGAUAUACUUUCUUGGUUGUAAAGCAAAGUUGCCAUCCUCUUUCCCCAGGCGACAUCACAGAAGAUUCUGUGUAUCAAACCAAAUGUUCCCUUCGCUUUUGCAUUUCAGAGACAAGGUUUCGCUGUACUGGGGUAAGUCUUCUGCUGAACUUUGCGAAAGCUGGGCUUGUAGGCAUGAGCCACCACAGCCUGCAUGUAUUCUAGUUUGGAACACAUCGAUGCCAGCCAUAAGGGUUGUGACGGUUUGGGUGUAGCCUGUAAAUUGGUGAAUUUUUCUUUAGUAACAUGAUCUUUGUGUGGGUAAAAUUGAGAAAUUAUUUUAAUUCAGAGAAUAUUUUUCAUUGUUCUAAAAAUACGUGGAUUGCUUUAAGUGACAGAAAUUUGUUUCUUCAAAAUAAAAUAAAAGGUUCUUCUCU